Molecule: messenger RNA, 1518 nt
Organism: Aspergillus niger
Lineage: Eukaryota; Fungi; Ascomycota; Eurotiomycetes; Eurotiales; Aspergillaceae
Exons: 7
Coding region: 1-1518 (505 amino acids)
Molecular function (GO): oxidoreductase activity
Source: RefSeq, a predicted model, not a curated record
AUGGUGGCUCCCAGGCGACACGCAGUCACUCUAAUUAUCAUCACCAUCCUUGUUCUCUUCACCAUCAUCCUCUGGAAGCAUCCCUCUGGUCUUUUACCAGUUCUCUCACAUCAACCAUCGCCCAACAUGUCGAUCACGCACAUUGUCAUGUUUCAAUUCAAAGAUGGGGUCAGCCCCGAAGUAAUCAAAGAUAAGCCAUACAUUCAGGCCGCAUCGGGCGGACUGGAUAAUUCGCCCGAAGGCAUCCAACAUUGCCAAUAUUUGACGCUUAUGUCUCAAGAUAGAAUGUGGCUGAGAGACGAUCACUCAUUAUUUACAAUGGUUGAGGUUCAAACACUUGUCCAACCGGACAUCCAAUAUCACCCCGACUACACCAAAUACACAGCCCGCACCGAGCGUCGCAUCGCAACUGAAACCUUGCCCAAGACCUUGCCCAAGAGAUUUCCCGAGCAUUUGGACUCUCCCUUAGUAUGGGAAGGAACGGAGGUAGAGAAACGCGAUGAUUGGAUCUACCAAUUGAAUGAUGGGCAGCUUGACGAAAUUGACCAAGCCCUGCAGUUCUUCAAAUCCAAGAACCCCUCCCUAGGUUCAAUCAACCAAUCCACCUUCCCCCUACCAACCCUCCACCCCAUCCUUCGCGACCUCUCCCGCGAAAUCCACCUAGGCCGGGGCUUCGUUGUCGUCCGCGGCCUGCGCAUCGACCACUACACCCGCGAAGACAACAUUAUUAUCUACGCCGGCGUGUCCUCCCACAUCGGGAACUACCGCGGAAGACAAGAAGAUAAUCGGAUCAAGGGAACACCCUCUCGUGUACUAUCCCACAUCAAGGACAUCUCCAAUAAAGUCCAGCCGGGCACUAUCGGCGCGCCAUCCAACACCGCCGACAAACAAGUCUUUCACACUGACUCGGGGGAUAUCAUUUCCCUGCUCUGUCUCCAGGAAGCUGCAGAGGGCGGAGAAAGCAAGCUUGCAAGUAGCUGGCACGUCUACAACAUUCUAGCUAGGGAGAGGCCGGAUCUUAUUCAUACCCUUACGCAGGACUGGCCAUUUGAUGGAUUCUCCAAUCCCACACAGCCAUACAGCACCCGUCCCCUUCUUUACCAUCAACCUGCCACAUCUAACACCCCGGAGCGAGUGCUGAUCCAAUACGCCCGCCGCUACUUCACAGGCUUCAUGGCGCAGCCUCGCUCGACUAAUAUUCCGCCCAUCAGUGAAGCGCAGGCAGAGGCGCUCGAUGCACUGCAUUUCCUGGCUGAGAAGCACAGUGCCUCGCUUGGAUUCCAGAAGGGAGAUAUUCAGUAUGUGAACAAUCUGAGUAUCUUUCAUGCGAGAAAUGGGUUUACGGAUGGGCCUGGGAAGGAGCGCCAUUUACUCCGACUUUGGUUGAGGGAUCCUGAGUACGCAUGGGAGACUCCGGAGCCGUUGCGGAAGAGAUGGGAUAGUUUGUAUAAAGAUCUAGAGCCGGAGGAACAGGACUUUCCUCUCGAGCCGAGGAUUAGGGGAAAUACGACAUCCUAG